Molecule: messenger RNA, 1017 nt
Organism: Fraxinus pennsylvanica
Lineage: Eukaryota; Viridiplantae; Streptophyta; Magnoliopsida; Lamiales; Oleaceae
Source: the annotation of a GenBank genome assembly
AUGUCAAAACGGGUUCUUUGCAAAUUCUUUGCCCAUGGGGCAUGUCUAAAAGGGGACCAUUGUGAGUUCUCGCAUGAUUGGAAGGCCCCGCCAAAUAAUAUAUGCACCUUCUACCAAAAAGGAGUUUGUGCUUAUGGUGGUAGGUGUAGAUAUGACCAUGUCAAAGUUGCUCGUUUACAAUCUCCAGCUCCAUCUUCAUCAGUAUAUUCUCACCAACAUCAUUCUGUCCAUGCUGAUCAUCUUUCUGAGUCUGCAGCUGGUAGUGCAGAGAAUGAUGACGUUAGGGAGCUGAGUGUUAAUCCUGCUGACCGACCAAUAUGUUCUUUUGCUGCUGCGGGUAAUUGUCCGCAUGGGGAAAAAUGCCCACACAUUCAUGGUGAUUUGUGCCCCACCUGUGGGAAACAUUGCUUGCAUCCUUUCAGGCCUCAAGAGAGAGAAGAACAUGUGAAAACAUGUGAGAAAAUGCAAAGAAACUUAGAGGCAUUAAAACAUAGUCAAGAAAUAGAGUGUUGUGUGUGCCUUGAACGUGUUCUAUCAAAGUCUGCUCCGGCUGAAAGAAAGUUUGGAAUAUUGUCAGAGUGCGAUCAUCCAUUCUGUAUAUCGUGUAUUAGGAAUUGGCGCAGUAGUUCAUCAGCAUCUGGAAUGGAUGUUAAUUCUGCACUAAGAGCCUGCCCAAUAUGUCGGAAACUUUCGUACUUCGUCAUUCCUAGUGUCAUUUGGUAUUGUUCAAAAGUGGAAAAGCAGGAGAUUGUUGAUAGUUACAAGGCAAAGCUCAGGUCUAUUGAUUGCAAGCACUUUGACUUUGGGAAUGGGACCUGCCCAUUUGGGACCAGUUGUUUUUACAAGCAUGCAUAUCGUGAUGGUCAGCUGGAGGAAGUGGUUCUUCGCCAUCUUGGGGCAGAAGAUGGAAACACGGUGAUUGCUAAAAAUGUCAGGCUCUCGGACUUUCUUAAAGAAUAUGAAUUAUUGACGGGUACAAAGUUGCUUUUACCUAAGAUACAACAAUUCUUCCAUUGA